This is a messenger RNA of Helianthus annuus (common sunflower), 2772 nucleotides long. Its product is annotated as protein VAC14 homolog. Lineage: Eukaryota; Viridiplantae; Streptophyta; Magnoliopsida; Asterales; Asteraceae. Gene Ontology annotation, biological process: positive regulation of kinase activity; phosphatidylinositol biosynthetic process. The record is from RefSeq and is a predicted model, not a curated record. The transcript has 19 exons. Gene Ontology annotation, cellular component: endosome membrane; PAS complex. Bases 347 to 2479 code for a protein of 710 amino acids.
AUCACGCGUUACUUCUUAUACACAUUCAUUACAAACCCCAAAACGCCAAAAACACGCCGUUGAGAACUCAGAAACCACUGUUUCCGGCAGAUCUCCGGCGUCUGAUUCCAUUUCCUUCAUUUAAAUUCACACUCUCAAACCUCCAAUUCAGAUCUGCAACAACUCAAUUUCAUCAAAUUUCAUUUUCAAUUCCAAAAAUCACUCAUUAUACGUACUUUAAUCGUUGUUAUUGAUAUUAUUAGUUGUAAUUCAUGAAUAUUAUGUUCCGAUACCAGCAAGAGAAGAUCAGAUUAUUAUCCUUUUGUUCAAAUUAGGUUUCGUUUUUGUGUUGUGAUUAUCGUGUGAUAUGGCGGAUGCGUUAUCUGCAAUUCCGGCUGCCGUACUGCGGAAUCUCUCCGAUAAGCUUUACGAGAAGCGGAAGAAUGCUGCGCUUGAGGUUGAAGGAAUUGUGAAGCAGUUGACAGCUGCUGGUGAUCAUGAUAAGAUUACUGCUGUGAUUAAUUUGUUGACUCAUGAGUUUGCUUAUUCGCCUCAGUUGAAUCAUCGGAAGGGAGGGUUGAUUGGAUUGGCUGCAGCUACUGUUGGUUUGAGUGGUGAAGCUGCACAGCAUCUGGAGCAAAUUCUACCACCAGUGAUAAACUCUUUCUCUGAUCAAGAUAGCAGAGUUCGCUACUAUGCUUGUGAAGCUUUAUACAACAUUGCAAAGGUGGUGAGAGGAGAGUUUAUUUUCCACUUCAACAAAAUAUUUGAUGCGUUGUGUAAGCUUUCAGCCGACUCAGAUCCCAAUGUACAAAGUGCUGCCCAUCUUUUAGAUAGACUUGUGAAGGACAUAGUGACAGAGAGUGAUCAAUUCAGCAUUGAGGAAUUUAUACCGUUGUUGAGAGAGCGGAUGAACGUCUUGAAUCCUUACGUUCGCCAGUUUUUGGUGGGAUGGAUCACGGUAUUGGACAGUGUUCCAGACAUAGAUAUGCUGGGCUUUCUUCCUGAUUUUCUUGACGGUUUAUUUAACAUGUUAAGUGAUUCCAGCCUUGAAAUCCGGCAGCAAGCUGAUUCAGCACUUUCAGAGUUCCUUCAAGAGAUUAAAAACUCUCCGUCUGUAGACUAUGGUCGUAUGGCUGAAAUACUUGUACAGAGAGCAGCUUCCCCUGAUGAAUUUACGCGUUGGACAGCAAUAACAUGGAUAAAUGAGUUUGUCAAACUUGGUGGAGACCAGCUUGUACCUUAUUAUGCCGAUAUAUUGGGAGCUAUCUUGCCUUGCAUAGCUGACAAUGAAGAGAAAAUACGAGUGGUAGCCCGUGAAACAAACGAAGAGCUUGGUGCAAUCCAAACUGUUCCAGCUGAAGGGUUUGAUGUUGGAGCUAUUCUCUCCGUUGCAAGGAGGCAGUUAUCUAGUGAGCACGAGGCUACUCGAAUUGAGUCAUUGCACUGGAUUUCAACUCUUUUGAAUAGACACCGUCCAGAGGUUCUGACUUUUCUUAAUGAUAUUUUUGACACACUUCUGAAGCCACUCUCAGAUCCCUCUGAUCAGGUAGUGCUCCUGGUACUUGAGGUGCAUGCAGCCAUAGCAAGAGACCAAUAUAACUUCCGCCAGCUCGUUGUUUUCUUAGUUCAUAAGUUCCAUACAGAUAAUGAUCUCCUGGAAAGGCGAGGCGCGUUAAUUAUUCGCCGACUUUGUGUGCUUUUAGAUUCCGAAAGAGUUUACCGGGAACUUUCCAAGAUUCUUGAGGAGGAAGCAGAUCUGGAUUUUGCAUCUACAAUGGUUCAGGCAUUAAAUUUGAUUCUGCUGACGUCUUCAGAGUUGUCUGACCUACGAAACCUUUUAAAGCGAUCUCUAGUUAAUACUGCUGGAAAAGACUUCUUUCUUUCGCUGUAUUCCUCAUGGAGCCAUUCAUCGAUGGCCAUAAUAAGUCUCUGCUUAUUAGCACAGGCUUACCAACAUGCAAGUUCCGUCAUUCAGUCUCUAACGGAGGAAGAUAUUAAUGUCAGAUUUUUAAUCCAACUAGACAAAUUAAUACACCUGUUGGAGACUCCUACUUUUGCUUACCUUAGACUUCAGCUUCUUGAACCGGAAAGAUAUGUAUGGUUGUUGAAAGCUCUGUAUGGUCUUCUUAUGUUACUUCCUCAGCAAAGUGCUGCGUUUAAGAUUUUAAGGACUCGUUUGAAGACGGUGCCUUCAUACUCCUUCAACAACCCCAUGUCAACAGGGCUACAUGUUUUAGAAGAUGGUAACAUGAACGAUGGUGAUAUCAGUAGCAUGCAUAAUGGGAUAAACUUUGCAUCUUUGCUGCAGCGAUUUCAACAGACACAACAUCAGCAUCGGCUGCAUUCAAAAUCACCAGCACGGUCACACAACAUUCCCACAUCCUCGAAGGAGGUUCAAAAACCGGAAGAAGUGAGGGGAAGUGGAGCUGUGGUGCCGGAGAUUAACAGGCCACCUUCAAGAUCAUCCCGCAAAGGUCCAGGACAGCUACAUUUAUGAAAAUAUCUAUUUUGUUGGCGGGUAUAGAGUGUAAAUUGUUGUACAUCGUAGCGGUUUAUCUUUCUCAUCAACUUAUGAAGGCAUUGGAUUUUUUUUUUUUUUUGUUAUCUUUCCCGAUUUCCAGAACGAUGCCUGGAACCAGACAGACGUUUGCUCUUUGUGGUUGUGUUAUUUUUAUUGAAAACCGCAAAGCGUGUAUAGGCAGAGAGACUAUGUUUAAAGCUGGUUCCCGGUCAAGGUUUAUGCAACUGCUGCUGAAUCUCAGAUAGCAGAAUUUCAUUUGUGUUUGAUCA